Planococcus citri (citrus mealybug) is the source of this 4148-nucleotide messenger RNA. It is a transcript of the gene Gcn2, whose product is annotated as eukaryotic translation initiation factor 2 alpha kinase Gcn2. NCBI's taxonomy places the organism in Eukaryota, Metazoa, Arthropoda, Insecta, Hemiptera, Pseudococcidae. Bases 163 to 4056 code for a protein of 1297 amino acids. Gene Ontology annotation, cellular component: cytosol; nucleus; cytoplasm. Gene Ontology annotation, molecular function: eukaryotic translation initiation factor 2alpha kinase activity; protein binding; ATP binding. The transcript has 21 exons. The record is from RefSeq and is a predicted model, not a curated record. Gene Ontology annotation, biological process: regulation of translational initiation by eIF2 alpha phosphorylation; negative regulation of cytoplasmic translational initiation in response to stress.
UGUCUCGUAGGGACUUUUUGGUCUAUGCUUGUGUCUGUGUGAUAAGAUAAAAAAUCUUCGCUCACCGAAAAGAUCAAAAUAUUUGAGUUUCAAUCUACUUUUAGUAAAGAAAAGUGUGAAAAUGUUUUGUGUGCGGAAAAAUAUUAGGUAACUGGAUAUCAUAUGGAAGACGAAACACCUCAAGAAAGACAACAAAACGAGUUAGAAGUAUUAAAAGCUAUUUUCACUGAUCAGUUCAUCAAUUGUAAUGAAGCAAAUGCAACAUGGACACCUUUGGAUGUAAUUGUUACGGUUGUACCGCAAAAAGAAAACAGCGGUCCGCUGGAAAUCCACGCUCAGCUGGAUUUGCACGUAAUCGCUUGCGAAGAGUACCCUAAUAAAGUACCUAAAAUAAUGUUGGAGAAACCCAGAGGACUAUCUGACAGACAAGUUGCCGAAAUACUCACCAAACUAGAAGAGUUGGCGAAUUCUCGUGUUGGCGAAGUGAUGAUUUUUGAAUUAGUUUCCUAUGUACAGACAGUAUUAACCGAAUGUAACAAACCCUCAUUUCAAUCGUGUUACGAAGAAAUGUUAUCAAGACAAAAAGAACAGAAACAGAAAGAAGUAGAAUUACGGAAAACUGAAGAAGAUAUGAAAAGACAGCUUAUAGAGUUGGAAGUGAAAGGUAUUAAGAAAGAAAGACAGAAAAAAAUUAAAACGAAAAAAUCGGUCGAAGGUAAUACUCAUUAUGACAACGAAGCUGAUCACGUAAUGAAAAAACUUGUUCUUGGAAGUCCGGUUAAAGAUAUCGUAAAUAUAAAUAAAGAUCGUAAAUAUAGUGAAACGUGUAAUGGAAGCGAUGAAAGUUUCAGCAGUACUAUAUCGUAUUUCAAUCUCAAUUCCCGACUGAUAAGAGAAUUCGAAAUUCUAAAUUUUGUUGGAAAAGGCGCUUUUGGAGAUGUUCUGAAAGUUCGCAAUAAAUUGGAUGAUUGUCUUUAUGCCAUCAAGCGAAUCCAGUUAAAGUUGAAAAAUAAACAAAUGAACAAAAAAAUCACUAGAGAAGUAAAACUUCUGUCGAGGUUAAAUCAUGAAAAUGUCGUUCGUUAUUAUAACUCGUGGUUGGAGAAUUCGGAAUCACUGUCAGAAGAUAUUUCAGUUCAUCAAAUUGAUGGUUUUGAAGACAAAGUUGAUUUUCCAUUAGAAAACAAGGCUAUGAAAUCAUUGACGGAUAAUUUAAAUUUAAGUUUUCCGCACCCGGGUUCUGGUCCCAGUUUUAGUGACGAAGAUGAAGAUGACGAGGAUGACGAAGAUGACGAUUGGAUUGAAUUUAUUGAACAAAACGUCGAAGUUGAUGGCCCUGUUGGUACCGAUUCGAGUUAUCAUAUUAGUAACGAAACUGACGACGCUUCCAUCAAUCAAUUUAUGUACAUACAAAUGGAAUAUUGUGAAAAAAGUACCUUACGAAACGCGAUUGACGGAAAUUUAUAUCAAGAUGAAAAUCGAGUUUGGCGGCUGUUAAAAGAAGUCGUUGAAGGUUUAGCUUAUAUACACGAACAAGGAAUUAUUCACAGAGACUUGAAGCCGGUGAAUAUUUUCAUCGAUUUUAAUGAUCAUGUUAAGAUUGGUGACUUCGGACUCGCUACUCCCAAUAAGUUAGUAACGAAUACCGAAAUUUUAUAUUUUAACGCUUCAUUUGUGCGUAUCGGCGGGUUAUAUAAAUAUAUACGGGUGAAUUUUCAUUUCAGGUCAAUUGCUACGAAAACACAAGCUAGUUUACUGGCUUCUGGAAACGACGACAGUGUGUUGCAAGGUGAUACGAAUGCGUCGCAUACCGGUCAAGUAGGCACUGCGCUUUACGUUGCUCCUGAAUUGAAUUGCUCGGCUUCGAAAAUACAUUAUAAUCAGAAAGUCGAUAUAUACAGUUUGGGUAUAAUAUUUUUCGAAAUGUGUUACCCUCCUCUCCAAACGCAAAUGGAACGUUUCAAGAUUUUAACUAAUUUGAGGAAAAGUUCCAGAGAUUUCCCGCCUGAUUUUCUAGAUUCGGAACGGUGUCGUCAAAUUAAAUUAAUUCGCGAGUUAUUAAAUCAUAACUCGACAGAAAGACCUAGCGCUGCUGAAAUUUUGCUCAAAGAAUACAUUCCUUUGGCUGAGCUCGAAGAUGAAAAGAUAAAUGAAACGAUACGCCACACGUUAUGCAAUCCUCAAAGUAAAAUGUACAAACAUUUAAUCGCCGAAUGCUUUAAUCAGAAAGUGUCCGCUGCCGAAGAUAUCACCUUCAAUGUCCCUUCUCAUCUAAAGACCGUUUGGCAACACGCUUUUGUUGAAAAAAUGGCGGAUCACGCUCGUAAAAUUUUUCGUCUUCACGGAGGCAUCUACUUCAGUACACCGUAUCUAACUCCAAAUAACGGCGUUGGCCUAGCUGAUACGGUGGCUGUAUCGUUAAUGACUCGUUUUGGAAAUAUCAUCACAGCACCGUACGAUCUGAGAUUAUCAUUCGCCCGUUAUUUGGCUCAAAAUCCGCACAUCACGCAUAUGAAAAGAUACACCGUCGAUAGAGUAUUUCGAGAAAGAAGAAUGCUAGGCGUUCAUCCUAAAGAAAAUUUUGAAUGCACUUUCGAUAUCGUUAGUCCGAACUCGUCUAAUUUAGCCAUGGAAGCUGAAAUAUUAUCGAUAGCGAGCGAAUUCCUCGAAAAUGUUUCGGAUUGUUUUCAAAAAAACUACGUCAUCCGUCUGAAUCAUGUUUCAUUAGUGACUGCGAUAUUGUAUCAUCAUCAAGUGGUUUCUAAAAAACAUCAAACGGUGUGCAAUUUUUUAAGUAAAUUGAAGUUUCCGACCACUGCAUACUCGUCUUUCAAAAUAAAUUCGUUGAAUGAAUUACCUACCGAUAUUUCCGACAUUGUUAUGAUGAAUUUGAUCAAUUCGAUGAACGUCGAAGUACAACCGGGUAAAUUUUCUUCGCAUUUCAACCAUUUGCUGAAAAAAAAUACGGCUUCGAGUGGUGCCUGUCGCGUCGCACUUGUGCAGUUGGAAAACCUCAUUCAAUUGUUGACUUGUAUGAAAAUUAAGUGCCCGAUCGUUAUUGCACCCAAUGUGAUUACGAAUCUGCCUUAUUAUUCGGGAAUUAUGUUUCAAAUAGUUUGGGAGCAUAAAAAUAAGAAUAACUGCGAUAGAGACAUAAUCGCAGCCGGAGGACGUUACGAUAAUCUUAUAAUGCAAUACAGAAAUGCUCUAAAUGUGAUAAAAGAAACUAAACAGUCGGCUGUUGGUCUUUCUAUUUACCUGGAUCGAUUAGGCAACGCUUUACAACCAGAAUACCAUCAUUUCUCUACGGUUGAUGUUCUCGUAUGCUCCGUCGGCUCGAGUAAUUUAAUAGACGAAAAGUUGAAAAUUAUUAAAGAAUUAUGGACUGCUGAAAUUCGUAGCACAAUUUUAAACGUCGAACAGAGUUUGGAAGAAACCCAAGAAUACUGCUGCAAAAUGAAGAUACCUUAUAUAUUAUAUUUGAAAGAAACCGAACCUGGUAUGAUUCGAUUGAGGUCGUGGACUCGUGAAAAGUUGCACGAAAAAAAACUCACUAUAUCGGAAAUUGUGCCUCAUUUAAAAAGGAUAAUAAAAAGCAACAGCGGAAACGUUGAACAUGUAAACGGUACGAAUCAUCAUCACAGUCGAUCUGAAUCCAGAAGUGCAUCUGUUGGAAUCAACGAAACUCAAACUCAAACUCAUAACGUCAGUAUCACCUUCUUAACCGAAGAAAAAUUCUCUUCCAACAACAGAAAACGUUAUGAAAAUCAAGCUUUCAAUAGUAUUUCAAAUUAUCUCCCCAAAAUAUCGACUAAAACCAGAAUAGAGUUGAUUAUUUUGAACACACCUUACGAAGUAUUGGGCGCUAUCGUAUCUGUAAUAGAUUUAAAUUCGAAAACCACCGAUCACCUGUCUCCCCUGAUUAAAAAGUAUCCGAAGUAUAAAAAAUGCUUAAAUCGUGUGAGCGAGCACAUUGAAAAGUUGCAAGCUUUGGAACACAUACCUGUGAUCAUUUUUUACACCACCGAAAAUAACAACUGCAAAAUUCUAAUUUAACAUUUUUUUUUCUGUGUCAUUUAAUUAAUGUUUUCUUUUUUCGUGAUAUUUUUUGUAUUGAAUUUCGUAAAAUAAAUUGAAUUUUUUGUAUC